Manihot esculenta (cassava) is the source of this 1301-nucleotide messenger RNA. RefSeq lists its product as uncharacterized. Lineage: Eukaryota; Viridiplantae; Streptophyta; Magnoliopsida; Malpighiales; Euphorbiaceae. Bases 93 to 995 code for a protein of 300 amino acids. The transcript is spliced from 2 exons. The record is from RefSeq and is a predicted model, not a curated record.
CCGCAGACCGCAAGAGGUUGGUGAUAUGCUUAAUUUCUCUUCACCAACUUCAACAUUAUUCACUUCUCUCUUUCUAACUCACAAAUUAAAUCAUGCUUCAUCCUUCUUCUAAAUUUCCUCAAUCCAAUCAUCUACAUUUCUCCACUCACGCUUCCGGCAGGAUAACCGACGGUUUUGCUGUCACAAAUCAUGGCUUCCGAGCUCACAAACCGCCGCAAAAUUAUGCCAACUACCAACCCUGGAAUAGCUCGCCUGGUUUUGGACCGGAGAGGAAGCUCAUAGAUGAUGAUGGUUCUGGGGUUGUUUCACCUCCUUUGUGGAGGACAAGCCCACCAAGAAGUCCUCAGGAUCGCCAAAGCCAUUAUCGAAGUCUUUCUCCAUCGUCUAGAACUCAAGCCAUUGCUAGAGGUCAGAGGGAGCUCAUGGAUAUGGUGAGUCAAAUGCCUGAGGGAUGUUACGAGUUAUCUUUAAAAGAUAUUGUUGAACAGAACAUGGUUGAUCAGGCUAAAGAGGAGAGUUUUAGUAAAGAAAGGAGUAAAAACGUUGAAGGUAUGUAUAUAAGAGAGAGAUCAGAGAAGAAAAAGAAUGAUAAACCAGUGCAAAUUAACAGAAGUGGGAGCAUAGACAAAGGAGGAUUUCUUCUGAAGAUGGUGUUUCCGAUUUCUUGGGGUUCAAGAAAUAAGAAGAAGAAAAACAACAAUAUUUAUAAUAACAAAUCAGGGUUGAAGAAUAGUGCGAAAGAUGGAAGGGUGUCUCCGAAGCCUCUGUUGUUGGAUGGAUCAGCGAAAGGUGGAGAAAAUGAGUGGUGGAAGAACAGAUUCUCGGAGUCGUGUGAGAGUGAAAACGGUGGAUUUAGUAGCAAUAGUGGAAGCUCAAAAAGCAGUGGCAGCAGCAGCAGUAGAAGUAGCAGCAGGAAUGGCAGCACCAGGCAUGGAGGAGGUGGUUGCUGGUCUUCCAUCUUUGGGAGGAGGAGGAAGAAACAGAAUAAAGGGUGAAUCUCUUAACUCUCAAGUGCACUAAGUCUUCAUCCCAAAUUAGUUGAAUCAAGCCAUAGCAGGAGACAUGAUAAAGCUUUAGUUCCUGUUUUGUCUGAAUUUGGGACAGGCUACGUACUCAUUCCUAAGACACACCUAAAAGAAGGAUCUCUCAAGAGAAAUCAGAAAAUAAAUUCUUACAGUUACAGAGUUGCAGUUUAGUAUGUAAAUUCUUACAGACGCUUGAAGAGUCUGCUAUCUCUCUCUCUUUUCCAUUUUAGUUUUGUCCUUUGAGAUCCAUAUAUAAAUACCAUCUUUGUUAUAACA